AAGAGGUGCAUCCAAGUAAACACAUUGUAGGAAACGAAAACGCUCGGCCCGAGUCCGGCCCCAAAUCCCUGGCUUCUGUCUUGCACGAAGGCUCUUAAUUCAAUUACAGAGAGCAAAUAGAGCGCACACGAUUCACCAGCUCGCCGCGCAGGCCACUACAUUGCGUACCGCUAGUACCACUCUUUGCAGACAUUCAGCGUGUGCGAUCCCGAGUGCAAAUCAAACACCAAUGAGAACAGCGCGACACUUGUUUACAUCGGCAUUUUCUUUUCGGUAAUUUAUCGCUAUCACUUGCUACGGCAAAUAUGAAUACGAACUCAACGGCAACGUACGAAACAAGUGAUACCGAUGGUCCUAGCAUAAGUAUCGGUACGGUCGUGUCCGUAACGGAAGGAGUCAUUGUCAAGCGAAACACGGAUCGCUCGGACAAUCUGUACUUUCUGUUCAUCCCGCUGGCCGUCCUGGUGACCGUGGUGCUGCUGUCUGUGAUUGUUUACCUGAUGGCAAGACGGCGGCAUAAAAUCCUGCCAAAGUACAGCUACGUUCCGAGCUUUAGCUUCGAAUCGUCCGAUCUAGACGACGAUCGAGAGGAGCGUGAGACGGAUUAUCUACUGAAGGGUGCAAAGUUACGCAUCGGGAACGUGCCUCACCACACCGAUAAAUCGAUCUACGUUAGUUCUUCAUCUGCUGGCAGAUACAACAGUAGUCCGGAACUCUUUGCUUAAUACAAUUAGUGUGUACACGUGUUCUUAAUGAACCGUUCUAGUUUUGAAAGUGUUGAGUGAGUUUGAUGUUCGUGGAAAUCUAGAUGGAUGGUCUCAGAAUUAGGUGUUGGAUUAAGUGUAAUAGCAAAGCAAUACGAAUGAAGGUGCAUAACUUAUGCUGCAUCUCGAUGGCAGGAGCGUGAAUCCCAGGAUCCCGUAGGAUCCAAUCGUAAUUAUGUGAUAUAUCAUUUGCCAUAUAAACAGGAAUAGGAGGUGUUUUGUGCAUUUUGCGCUCCGGCACCCAUAUACAUUUACUUAUGUACACAGUGGUCACAAUAAAUGCUAACUUCA
Molecule: messenger RNA, 1055 nt
Organism: Anopheles darlingi
Lineage: Eukaryota; Metazoa; Arthropoda; Insecta; Diptera; Culicidae
Exons: 2
Coding region: 306-725 (139 amino acids)
Source: RefSeq, a predicted model, not a curated record